Messenger RNA from Puntigrus tetrazona (Sumatra barb), 2044 nucleotides. RefSeq names its product peptidoglycan recognition protein 5 (gene pglyrp5). The record is from RefSeq and is a predicted model, not a curated record. Gene Ontology annotation, molecular function: N-acetylmuramoyl-L-alanine amidase activity; zinc ion binding. Lineage: Eukaryota; Metazoa; Chordata; Actinopteri; Cypriniformes; Cyprinidae. Gene Ontology annotation, biological process: peptidoglycan catabolic process. The transcript is spliced from 3 exons. Bases 1025 to 1639 code for a protein of 204 amino acids.
GUUGGUAAAUAAAACGGGAUUUUAUAUUUGUGUUAACAUUUCAUUCUUGUAGGUUGGAAUAUUUUUUUUCCAUUUCACUGUUUUAUUAUAUUUAUUUAUAGUGCACUAUUCCCACAAAAUGCUUCUGACCUUCUCAUUUCUCCCAACACGGGGACAAGGAAACCUUUCGAGAACGAAGUGGCCGAUGUCUUUUCAAAAUUAAAAAAAAAAAAAAAAAGUUCAUUACUUGAAAAAAGUAAUCUUAAGUAACUCGCGUUACUUGUAAUCCCUUACCCGCAACUACAGUUACAGCAGUACGGCUAAUAUAUAACAUAUGCUUGACUGUCUAUGUUUUCUAUCUGCAGAAACCACAAAUGAGCACAACCCGAGUUUGUAAAACAAUUAAGUUUCAUACAUAGAAGUGAAAACCCGGUAUGGAGCCGCUUAUAAUAGUAAGUACGGGACGCUUUAAUAACGUUCCGCUCCAUUCAAGCGGUUCCUGACCAGCUUUCAGUCUCUUUAACGCGCACAACCUAUGCCCAGAGUUUCCCAGUUACCCCUGGAAAGUUCCUAAAAGCGUAAUUACACCAUCAGGUGCAAACCAGAGCUUUCACAAACGGAAGCUAUCUUGGUAUCUGUAGUUCUGUAAAAAUCAUCCCGGCCUCGAGCUGAAUCACAGCGCAGAUGAAUUCAUCACCCGCCUGAGAACAAUCACAAGUUUCCACUUUUGUCCUGUUGUGCUCAGAGAAGUCGUUGCGCAAUCGUACGCGGCGUUACGAAACUGCCAAGCUGUCACUUCUGUUAUUUUCGCGAUGGUAAAAUAUCGCCUAAUUCACACUGGCAUUUCCACCGCGAUCUAUAAAAAGCCCGCGCGGCAGAAUUUCUUCAUAUCUGCCUGUAGGACCCGCGACCUGCCCGAGACUGGAAAGUACGCGGAAGCUCGACGCGGGUGUCCCUCCCAGUGUUUCUGGGCUGUUAAACCGGCAGCUUUUCGGGUCGCGUCAGCCCCAUUCGCCGGGUUUGAAGGUAAGCGCCGAUCGCCGACAUGGACGGGCGCGCGCCUGGAGGACCCCGGGAUACGGACGCAGGUAAAAACCGAGCCACCGUGCGUACGUGGCGGUCGCGGCGUGUUCCGUCUGAACGAGCUCUUGGUUUUGCAGCGGUCGUGGUGAGUCGUCGCGGAUGGAACGCCGCGGAAGCUCGGGACCGGACGGAGAUGAAGGGUCCCGCGCGGACGGUGAUCGUUCACCACACGGCGCUCCGGUACUGCUCGCGUCCGCGCGACAGCCUCUCCGAGCUCGCGCGCAUUCAGCGCAUGCACAUGCAGGAAAGGGGCUUCGACGAUAUCGGUUACAACUUUCUGAUCUCUGGAGACGGGAUGGUGUAUGAAGGGAGAGGAUGGGGGAUUGUAGGGGCGCACGCCAAGGAACACAACUUCCAUUCUGUUGGCGUCGCGUUUAUGGGCAACUUCAAUGAAUUUCCCAGUGCUGCGUCGAAGUCCGCUCUGCUGAGACUGCUGCAGGUCGGAGUGCUUCGGGGUCACGUGCAGCCCAAUUUUGUGCUCGUGGGACACAGAGACGUGGCAAAAACUGAGUGUCCAGGGAACAACUUAUAUGCCGUACUACCAAAACUAAACAUUUCUGUGCACAAUUUGCAUUGAACCCCUGUUGUGUGCGUAGCAGUGUGUAUAUGUGAAAAUGAAUGAUGCUGUAUAUAUUAUGAUACUAUAUUUUUAUAUUUUAUGAGGGGUAUUUUACAGAUGAUUUCUUUCAGGACUAGACUUGAAAUCUCCAAUAUCGCUAUUAAGUUACGUCUAGCGUUUCCUUCUACAGAAAAACCUCAGGUAGGCUAGUUCAGAUAGACUGUACAGUGCAAUAAAGUAGUACUCAGGUGUCAAAUAUCCUAGAAAACUAAAAGGUUUGCACAUAAACCUUUCUAAUUUCCCAAGCCUUUUUGUACCAGUUACAUAUCUGUUCAAUGUUGUGCACCGGUGCCUUUUUAUAAUGUACAACCAAUGCUCAUUGUCGUGUGUGAUUUUAUCAUUAAACUCAUAUUUAUUAUUACA